This is a messenger RNA of Tricharina praecox, 2444 nucleotides long. RefSeq lists its product as uncharacterized. Lineage: Eukaryota; Fungi; Ascomycota; Pezizomycetes; Pezizales; Pyronemataceae. The record is from RefSeq and is a predicted model, not a curated record. The transcript has 4 exons. The coding region runs from base 91 to 2007 and encodes 638 amino acids.
GGUGGGGCGGGGAGGUGGGGCACGUUAAGGAGGAGUCGGUUGCUGGGCGAUGAGGAUUAUACGGAGCUGGGCGCGCUCGAGGAAAGGGAGAUGCCCAUCGGAAUGGAUGUUUCCACAUUUGGGCCUGAGUAUACGGUGCCGCAUCAGACGGCGAAGGCGAUGGAGACCGCGGGGUUUAAUGAGAAUCUAGCGUACACAGAUACCGGAGAGGCCAUUGAUCUGUCGAUAUUGUCGGGGUUUAAUGAUGAAGGUGGAUUUAAUAGUUUCCGCAGCUUGGAAACAAGAUCGAUACACCGCGCUAGCACGUUCGAUACCUACAACAAACAGAGCUUCUACUUUCCACCGGGCCGACAUGUCCCCAACUGGAAACCGAUAGUACUACAGACAUGGUACCUGGUGAUGUUGAUAAUAUUGACGAUCAUCAUGAUCGCCACCGUCGAGGUCCUGUACCAGCUAUCGGAUCGGCAUGUCUUGCGAAAAGGUCCCAUUCCCGAGGGCGGCGGGUUAUUCUCCUACAUCAAGAUCGACCAUCUCACAACGUUACAAUUUGCAAUCUGGAAAUACGUGCCGACCCUCGUCGGCGUGGUCUACGGUAUCCUCUGGAAAGUGACGGACGAAGAGCUGAAGCGCUCGGAGCCAUACUACCAGCUCAGCAAAGGAUCCUCUGGCGCCCUCGCCGCAGAAUCCCUCAACAUCGAGUACCACACCGUGUGGUCGCCGAUGGUCCCGAUCGCGGCACUGAAGUACCGGCAAUUUGUUGUCGCCGCGGGAGGAAUGAUCUCCUUCCUCGCAUCCACAACAGUGCCGAUCUUCCUCUCCGUCGUGAUCCGCGUGGACCCCUCGCAGAAAGAGCGCAAGAGCCUCCCCGACGGCGGCAAGAGCGCGAUCAAGCGUCUCGUCGUCGACGCGGUGUGGACGCGCCUGGUGGAGGUGAACCUUGCCGUCAUCGUCGUGCUCGCCAUAUACGUGGUGUGGAAGCUUACGCACCGCCGGUCGGGACUGCUCGGGGAUCCCAGCGGCAUUGCCGGGAUCGCCGCCAUGGCGAAUAAGUCUCACAUCCUGAUGGACUUCCGCGACCUCGAUGUGGCGGAUGAAAACCGCAUCCAUAAGCAGCUCGCGAAGCGCACCUACAUCCUCCACAAGGGCGCACUAUGGCAGGCCGAGGUCCUCGCCGACGCCAAUGUUGACGGCGACGCCUCCGCCCCGCGCGCGAUGAACCCACACCCGCUACUCCUCCGGAUCAAGGGCAUGGGCCCGUUCAUGUUCUUCUGCUUCCUGAUGCUCGCGCUGCUGCCGUUCAUGGUAUACAACCCGGCGGCCAACGUGAUAAUCGACAAAGCGCCCUGGGUGAUAACGGGGAUCUCCAUCUUCCUCAAGUCGGUCUGGGAGCUGCUAGAGAAAGACAUGCGAAUGCUCGAGCCGUUCUGGCAGCUGUUCCACCGCAACGCCGGCAGCAGCGUGCUCACACUCGACUACUCCGCGACGAUUCCCGGGUACAUCAUCAUCAAGGCCCUGUCGAAGGGCCACUUCCUCCUCGCUUGGGUCACCUCCGUCACGAUCCUUAUCGAGGUGCUCACCGUCGUCAUGGGCUCGCUCGACGUGCAGGGCGGCGAGGAGAGCCACCUCUCCUCGUCGAUCUCGUUCGGCCUCGCAAUCGCCAUCUUCGUCCUCGUGCUGAUCACGGAGUGGGCAGUGCUGUACUUCCGGCGGCACCCGUUUCUCCCGCGGCAGCCGGGGACGAUCUCGUCCGUACUGGCGUUCAUACACCAGUCGCGCAUGCUCACGGACUUUGAGGGCACGGAGACGGAGAGCACACUGCAGAGGAAGAAACGUCUGGCAAAGGUGGGAAAGCGCUACGGCUUUGGUUGGUACUUGGGAAGAGACGGGAAGAGACACCUCGGCAUUGAUCAUGAGCCGCUACUCGAGGGGUAUAGGUUCGGGAUGGACCCCAGGAAGGCGGUCGUUGAUGCGCCCGUGGGGUGGGAGAGGUAUGAUGGUGCCGGCUGAUGGGUGCUGGAAGUGGGAGAUCCGAGAUGGCUCGAGACGGGGAUGGGAGGCGGGAGGGGAGAGGAGUGGGGGUGAGGAGAGGAGGACAUGUACCGCUGCUGCUGUCUGUAGGGACCUAAUUGGGCGUGCGUACGUGUUCCCGUGUUCUCCAUGUAGAGGAGAAGUUUUGGUUAUAAUGGAACGGUUGAUACCCAUUUGCGCGUUCGUGAAUCGUGAUCAGGGACUGAUAAGGGUGGUAUCAUGAUGAGGUCAUUCGAAUUUCUCAGUAAGCCCCCGCGAUAGCUGCCGAAGAAGCGAACACGCCGCUCGGGAGAGCAAGUGAUUUCAACUAUUACCUAGUAGGGGUAGACUGUGGUCGAGCGAAGGACGAAUCAGCCUUGUAGCUAGCAAGGGGUUGAGUUUGUGACAAGCGGGCCGAGCCGGCGAUAUGAUAGAUG